Molecule: messenger RNA, 402 nt
Organism: Opisthorchis viverrini
Lineage: Eukaryota; Metazoa; Platyhelminthes; Trematoda; Opisthorchiida; Opisthorchiidae
Exons: 4
Coding region: 1-402 (133 amino acids)
Source: RefSeq, a predicted model, not a curated record
AUGUACCGAGAGGUGGCCAACUUGAUUGACUUCAAAAUAGAAUUCGUGAUAUGUAUGGUGUGUGGCCAGUCAAUCGAGUAUGAGGGCACUUUGGGCGAUCCUGAAGGUGGUAUGCAAGUUGGAGUGAACGUAGCUGCGAAAGAUCGAGGAUCUAUACGAGAGGAUCUCCACUGUUCACCAGCCGAACUGGUGUACGGUACAACUCUACGUCUACCCGGUGAACUAGUUUCCCCUUCUGGCGCACAGCCCGAAUCACCCGAUACAUUCGUCUCCCGUCUGAAACAACACAUGUCCGAACUUCGAGCGACACCGACCAGACGAUCAACGCGAACAGAACACAUCUCAGCCGAUCUCUCUUCCACAUCUUUCGUACUCCUGUUGACUGACGAACUGGUAGACUGA